Pelagomonas calceolata is the source of this 838-nucleotide messenger RNA. The record is from the annotation of a GenBank genome assembly. Lineage: Eukaryota; Pelagophyceae; Pelagomonadales; Pelagomonadaceae.
GCCCAGUGUACGCUGCCGUCGCAGUCAAUCGAUACCUGCGGCGCCGGUCGCCGCCUCCCGCAGCGGAAGCCCAAAAGCCGUCCGGGCCGUCGACGCGAUGACCAUCCUCUACAGCCUCGUCGCGCGGGGCAAGACCGUGCUGAGCGAGUUCACGUUCACGAGCGGCAACUUCCCGACGAUCACGCGACUCUUAUUGGCGAAGAUCGAUUGUGGUAGAGACGGCAAGGUGUCGUACGUCUACGACCAGUACGUCUUCCACUACCUCUGCGACGACGGGAUACUGUACCUCUGCAUGUGCGACGACGACCAGCACCAGAAGAGGCGGAUUCCCUUCGCGUUUUUAGAUGACAUCAAGCAAAGAUUUCUGGACGCGCACGGCGACGAGCGCCACACGGCCAUCGCCUUCGCGAUGAACCACGAAUUUUCUCGAGUUCUGAGGCGGCAGAUGGACGUCUUCAACGGGCCCAUGGCCACGGAGUCGCAGUUUUCCGAUGUCAGAGGCAAGCUCGACGACGUCAAAGACGUCAUGGUCAAGAACAUCGAGAUGGUCUUGGAGCGGGGCGAGAAGCUGGAGUUGCUCGUGGACAAGACCGAUAGAUUGAACGCGACGGCCUUUACCUUCGAGCGGUCCUCGCGCCGGUUGAAGGAGCAGAUGUUCUGGAAGAAGGUGAAGUUAUAUUUGACCUUCUUAUCCUUGGCGGGCUUCGUCAUUUUCAUACUCGUGUGGAUCGCGUGCGGCGCGGACUUCGGCAAGUGCCGGAAAGAGAAGUGAGUGAGCGGCGAUGAUAGACGCUCCCACGAGGCAUCGCUGUGCGGGCUAAUUAUGUAUGUAAAUCCA